AGACGCAAAACUAUUGGGACUACAUUGUCACACUCCUGCAGUCGUCCAUCGUACCAGCACCACGCCUGCUCUCGUACUAGGGAGUGGGGACGAGGAUGAUGGAUAUUAUAUACCACGAGGUUGCAGCACUCAUCGCCCCUAAGAAGGCAAAGUGGAAGGACACCGGCUGCACCUUGAUGACUGGCGGUGCCACUGACCAGCGCAACAAGCCGAUAAUGAACUUCAUCGCAGCAGGGCAAUCAGGGUUAAUCCUUAUCCGCAUCAUCGACAUGUCGGCACGAGAUAAGACAAGCGUGAGUUUGGCAGAGAUAUGGGAGGGGGUGAUACGAGAUGACAUAUGGGUGGAGAAUGUGAACGCCAUCUGCACAGACAACGCCGAGGUUAUGAAGGUUGCAGCGAGUAUUCUACAUGACCACCCGGACCCUGCCAUCUUACGUGUCCCUUGGAUCCCUUGCACGAUGCAUUGCUUGAGCUUGCUGCUUAGAGACAUUGCGGAACAUCCAUGGGCCGCUGAAGUGAUGAAGAGCGCGCAUAAGAUCAUCAAGUUCAUGCAGAACAAGCAAAAGGCGCUCCAUAUUCAUCGAUCCGCGAAAGGCGCCUUGGACCUGACACGCCCGGCUGACACACAGUUCGGGACUGCAUAUGUGAUGUUGGAGAAGCUAUAUGAGCAGAGGAAGGUGCUUGAUGGGGUCGUGUCCUCUGAUCAUUGGAGAGAUGCUCGAUGGGCAGGAGACGCACGUGUGGACGAACCGGAGCUUCUCAACGCUAGCAGGAGGCCUGAGAGUCGCUACAUCGAUGUGUGGGCCGACAUGGUUGAGGAUCCCCCCGAGGAGGUGGACGAUGGAGAUGUCUUGCCAGUCGAUGCAGAUGAGGAGGAGUGGGAGGCGGCCGCUCAAGCGAACAGUCAUAAGGAUGGUCGUGAUCGCAUCACAUCCGCAUCUCGCCAUACGGGCGGUCAUUAUGAGCCUGACCCUCGGGUGGAUGCCGUGUGGAUGCAUCGUGAGAUGGCGGAGCACAUGCAGCAAGAGAGGCACAAAGGGAAGACCGUUGUCGAGGACCAGCACGAUGACAGGGAUCGCUCCUAUGACGACGUUCAUGGAUUGACUCUGCGGCAAGAGGCGAGGGCGACAGGGUCCACACAAGGUUCCGCUUCUCGAACCCAUGAUCGUGCCGAUUCAUCUCAUCAAGGGGCCAGGUUGAUCGGCAACACCACAAUCGUAGAGGCGCAUGCCUGUGCAGGGAUGGAGUAUGGCAGUGCCACUGACCAUGUGUGUCGAAGUGAGGGAUCUCGAAGUGCAGGUGCUCAGCAACGGGUCGGCGUAGAGGGCGGAGCAGAGGACGGAGCAAAGGGCAAAGGUCGUGCACAGCGUGAGCAGUCAUGGGCGCUGAGUGCAUUGGCAGAUAUGGAUAUUGAGACUCCCAAUGUUUCUGAGCGGUUGCCUGUUGGACGUGGCGUUGUCAGCGGUGUGUACACAAGGUCUCGGGCAGGUGACGGAGAGAGACGAAAAGUCUCUUCUCGAGUGGUCGACGACGAUCCUGAUGACAAUGAUGAUGGCAACACCUCUGAUGAGAUGUCUGGUAGUGACUAUGCUGAGGAGGCUCGUCUUAGGGGUGAAGAUUUUGGUGGAGAUGGCGAUGGCUCUCACGACACUGAGGAUGACGAGGAGCGUCUUCAAACGUGGCGGCAGAGGUGCACGGAGGUGGGCGGCGGUGCACGUCGUUUUUUGUCUUCGAAGGACGUGAUGGACGGCCGCGAUGGCGAUGGACCUGCUGUGCUGUCGACGACGGAGAAGACAGUUGUCGCGGCGGCUGCAGUUGCCAUUGUCCGUCGUUUCCAAAUCGAGAGUGCGGCCGAGCGCAUGAAGGCAGCGCUUUCGAGGCGGCUGCAGAGGCUACUGCUGCAAAGGGUGUUGGACGCCCCGGACUGCAUCACCACAUCCCAAGCCGUGGUUCAACUGUGUGCUGCAAUCGGGUGCGGUUUGCUUCCUCGGGUGACGCCACGUUGGUGGAUGCGGCGGAGAGCUGGUGGGACUUGGGAGGAUUUACGGGUGUGCGAUGACGCGACAGACGACUACUUCCGAGAAAAGCUCCGCAUGUCCAGGAGAGUGUUCGUGGAGAUCAGCGAAGCAUGUGCGCCUCAUGUGCAGCGGCAGGUGACGUUUUACAGGGGGCCACUACAACCGGAGCAGAUCGUCGCGUACGCGCUGUAUAGGUGGGCCACAGGAGAGUCUUACGAUAACAUCACAUCAUCCUUCGGCAUGGGCAGGACUUCCGGAGUUCGAGUCGUGCGCGAUGUGACAGCCGCUAUUUUGAGGGUGUACGGGGAGAAGAUAUCGUGGCCGACGGGGGUGCGGAAACAAGUCGUGCUACGGGCAUUUCUGGACAAGGGCUUUCCAAACUGCCAUGGCGUAGUUGACUGCACACACAUCUACGUGGACAAACCGGCGAACGUGUCGAGCGAGAACUACUUCGACCGCAAGCACCGUUUUUUCAUCAUUGCGCAGGUUGUGGUGGACCUGGAUCUGCGCGUCCUUGAUGUGUUCAUGGGAUAUCUGGGUAGCUGCCACGACAUUAGGGUGAUCCAGCUGUCAAGUCUGUCGAGGCGCACGGAAGAGGGAUUGCUGUUUCGUGGGCCGCCUGUGACGCUGCCGGGAGGGGUGACGACGAACGGAUACAUCUUCGGCGACAACGGGUAUCCUCCUUCUGAGUGGGUGGUGGUGCCGUACAGAGGAAUCAAUCAGCACCCGGACGAGGAAAGGUUCGACACGAAGCAGAAGGUCGCAAGAGGGGCCGUGGAGAGGGCGUUCAGGAGGUUGAAAGGGAUGUGGAGGCUCUUCCUGCGGACGCACAAGACGAACCUCGACAGUCUGCCGCAGCAGUUCAUGGCGGUAUGCAUUCUCCACAACAUCCUGCUCGAUGCAGGAAUCGAGUUCGAUGAGAAUUUGUUGUGGGAGGUCGACGCGAACGGGGUGAGGCGGCGAGUGGACUUGGGGAUUCAUCGCCUCCCGCAGUCAGUGUCCAUGUUGACUUCGACGCGCGAGGCUCAUGCGCCCCGCAAUGCACUGGCGCAGCGGAUGAAACACGUUUGAUCCAGCCAGCCGCCUACCUGUUCG
Molecule: messenger RNA, 3113 nt
Organism: Chara braunii
Lineage: Eukaryota; Viridiplantae; Streptophyta; Charophyceae; Charales; Characeae
Source: the annotation of a GenBank genome assembly